CGAAAUCGCGUGUUGACAGAUUUUCAAGUAUCAUAGUUAAACGGAUUCUGUUUUCUAUCUAUACAGUCAUGCUAAUAUCGUAUUAGUUGAUUUUUGUUUUCUUUGUUACGACGUAUUAUGCUUUCAUGAUAAUAUUACUCGAUCAUCAUAACCGUUAACCGCCAAAACGCGUAUUUAGAUCAUCUUUGUGCAAUGCUUUUUUUCAAGUGUGUGAUGUACAUACGUCAUUCCAAGGGGAGUACUUUUCCCAUUCACGUUCAAUGAUUCACUAAAAAAAGUCGUACGUUCGUGACAUUCAGAUUGUCGAUCUGCGUUUAUAUCGUUUUGUAUUUUAAACUCGCGGUUGAAGUUGUACUGUAAAAUAUCCGUUUAAGCUCGGAAAAUAAUUACACCAGAGAAUAUUUAUAAUUAUUACUUUAAGAGUUUAUAAUGGCUUCUCGUAAGAAACUGUUGCUUAAGGUUAUUAUCCUUGGAGAUUCAGGAGUUGGUAAAACUUCUCUUAUGAAUCAGUAUGUAAGCAAGAAAUUUAGCAAUCAGUAUAAAGCUACCAUAGGUGCAGAUUUUCUUACCAAAGAAGUAAGGGUAGAUGAUAGGAUAGUAACAAUGCAGAUUUGGGAUACAGCAGGCCAAGAAAGGUUUCAGUCUUUAGGUGUUGCUUUCUACAGAGGUGCUGAUUGUUGCGUCCUUGUGUUUGAUGUAUCUGCACCAAGUAGCUUUAAAUCAUUAGACUCAUGGAGAGAUGAAUUCCUGAUCCAAGCUUCUCCUCGGGACCCAGAUAAUUUUCCAUUUGUUGUUCUUGGAAAUAAAGUUGAUUUAGAAUCCAGAGCGGUUUCUAGUAAGAGAGCACAGCAGUGGUGUCAAUCGAAAAACAAUAUUCCAUACUUUGAAACCAGUGCUAAAGAGGCCAUUAAUGUUGAACAAGCGUUCCAAACAAUAGCAAAGAAUGCUUUAGCACAGGAAAGUGAGGUGGAAUUGUACAAUGAAUUCCCAGACCAAAUUAAAUUGACUAAUGACCAAAGAAACAAUGGCAAGGGUGAUUCUUGUGCCUGCUAGGUCUUGGAAUGGUGAAAAUUUUGGAUAAGCACAUAGAUGCACAGGUCAGAUCGUACAUUCGCGUACCUGCGCAUUUUGAGAAAUCGAGCUUGAUGUGUUUUAGAAGUCUUAAGUAUGCACCUUGGUUUUGUUCAUUCAAACUUCAAUUUGAAAUAAUUUUCGAAGUGUUCAUUCUUAAAAUUUUUUUUUUUUAAUUAAAACUAAAUAGAUAAAUAAGUAAUAUGAGAUUUAUCAUCGAUGCAUUUUAAAUAAUAAAAUUUAAAAAGUUUUCUACCAAGGAGCAUUCAUCUGGCUUCCUUACAUGAGAGACUAUGUUGUAUUUUAUAUCGUGUAUUUGUGCUAUACUUGACUCAACAAAUGGAUGUUUGGUUAGCCAAGCAAUACGUUCAACACAUUUCUGAAGAUUCUAACGCUCUCUUAUCGGGUAUGGCGAACAGUAUGAGCUACCCUUUUCAAUUGCAUCUUAAUGACUGUUAAUGCCCUUCAUUGUGGAGCGAUGCUAAAACGUUUUCGAACCACAUAGACAUAUGUCGAGAGGAAAAUUCAUGGGCUGGGAACACACUUUAGCAUAACAAUUAGAUCAUUGCAAGUUUGCUCAUGAUUCAUUAAGUACAAUCGCAUUUACUGGGGAACUCUAGAAAACAUUUCUGGGUAGACUGGUUUAAUUAUCACUGGGAGUGUAGCUUUUUAUCAAGUGGAAAUUGUUCAUAAUUAAACAUAACUGAUACAUAAACGGUACGCGAUAAUUUUAUGAGGGGAAAUGUUUAUUAAAAUUGUCCGAUUAUUUAAUUUCUUUUUUUAUGUCGCUCGAAAUGCAAUAAAUUUUCAGAAACGUGUACAGUAAUUGCAUACCUCCGAAUGAUAGUAAAUUUGUGUAACAACAUCAUGAUACUUGUCGCGAGAUAUCACGACGGUCUUCAUCUCAAAAGGCUAGUGCGUUUUCGAGGAGAAAAUUCCUUUUUUAAAACCAACUUAAUAGUUGGGAUAAUUUGUUAUUUGAUAUUCUCGAUGCGCCCAUAAUAUUUGCAUAAUUAGUAUUUUCACGCAUCCUUUAAAUUCCUUCCCCUGAAGUGAGAGUUCUGAACCGCGAUGCAGUUAGAUUUUUGAAACUUAAUUGUAUACAAGUUUACCAGGUGCAAUUAUAACAAUUAAAAAGACGUUUUUGUGUGGAACAUAUCAUAUACAAUGUAUCAGCGUAUUAGUUUUUAAAAGUUUUAUACCUUUGUUGUGUUACAUUCAAUGUUAUAAUAUAUCUAUGAUUAUUAAUUCUAUCUAACAAAAUAAUUUAGCAUUGCAAAACGUUUUUGACUAAUUUUCUUUUUCUCUAAAAUGAAUUUUUUACAACGAAAGUAUAAAUGUCUUUUAUGUACAGUAAUUAAUCUUUAUCAAAAGUAUUAAGAAAUUUCUACAAACAGCAUUGUUAUUCGUUCCGAAAAUCCAUGCGACGCGGUGCCGACGAUCACUUCUAUAUUAAAAAGAUUUAUAAUUUUAGAUCUAAAUCAUAAUACUGAAAGAUGUAGAGCAACAGAUUGUGUGAGCUGAAUUGAUAUAUAUAUAGCUAUAAGAUUUCUUAUGAAAAAGGUUUAGCACGUGUACCAUACGCGUAUACAUAUGACCGUACAGAAAUCCACGCUGUAAACAAGCGUAAUCAUACAUGUACGCGUAUGCACGUAAUUAUAUAUGUAUAUAAAUGAUGAUGGUCAUGACGAUUACAACUAUAAUUAUUAAUAUAAUUUUAUCGAAAUAUGUUAAUGAUAGAUAUAUAAAUAUUAUCAUUAUUGCUGCUGCUGCUGAUGCUGCUAUAAAACUACUAUUGCUAUUCUUAGUUUUUAAGUGAACUAAAACAAAAAAAAGUAAAAAGAAAGGAGAAAUACAUUUAUUGCAACAAAAUUACGAGCUGGUCGAAUUGAUUUGUUGAUUAUUACUGUGCCACGGAUGAUCAUCGCGUGACUUGAAAAUAAUAAAAAAGAUAUAUAUAUAAGAUUAUCAUUAUCCCUAUCAUUAUGGCUCGAUGUCUAUAUUGUUAUUAAUUGAAAUGAAUGUUAAGAUAGGUAGUAAAAUUUAGCAGACCUGUACGAAGUAGCACGUAAGACUAAUAUAUAACUGAUUAGCACCAAUUUAGUAACUGUGAAAGAUAAUGAAACAAAAAAAAAAAAUAUGGCUCUUUCCAAGUAAGAAGGUAGUCUGUAAUGCAGUGUAGUUUUAUUCGAAGAGUUUUAAUAUCUUGUUAUGUUCCAACCAAUGUAAAUUGAAUAUUUACCCUUGUACGAAUGUAAGAAAAUAUUCGUUUUUACAUAA
Messenger RNA from Osmia lignaria (orchard mason bee), 3351 nucleotides. RefSeq names its product RAS oncogene family member Rab7 (gene Rab7). Gene Ontology annotation, molecular function: GTP binding; GTPase activity. Gene Ontology annotation, cellular component: late endosome; lysosome; phagocytic vesicle. Gene Ontology annotation, biological process: phagosome-lysosome fusion; endosome to lysosome transport. NCBI's taxonomy places the organism in Eukaryota, Metazoa, Arthropoda, Insecta, Hymenoptera, Megachilidae. The record is from RefSeq and is a predicted model, not a curated record.